Gryllus bimaculatus (two-spotted cricket) is the source of this 5061-nucleotide messenger RNA. The record is from the annotation of a GenBank genome assembly. NCBI's taxonomy places the organism in Eukaryota, Metazoa, Arthropoda, Insecta, Orthoptera, Gryllidae.
AAACGAGUUCUCAACCAACUUUGUCGGCGAACCUGGGCGCAUGGAAUUCAGUACCAAACGUCGGGCGCUUAGUUCACUGCAUAGCACGAUUUUUAUUCGACCUUUUUAUCUGAAAUAGUAACGUUUAUUGUCAGUUAUUCGAGGAGAGGAUAUCCACUAUUAUGUGGGAAGAUUUGGGGGAACGACUGUGGGCACUCGUCCAAAUCAAGCAGUUGGCAAUAAUAAAGACACAUUGGAUAUUAUCUGCCCUCCUUCUAUGAUACAGCUUCACGCAGCUCAAAGCCCCGGCUUUGAUGCCACGCCCUCUAAAAUGUAUAGUUUCAGGUAAUAGCGACAGAUUGAAUUACAAUAUAUUUUAUUCAAAUAUAUUUUGAAUGGAAUUAAGUAUUAAGAUUCUACUGAUAUAAAUAACCUACUAAUUGGUAUGAUUUAUAUCAUUUGGUUUUUCGAUAGUACGUUGUUAAAUAAUUACAUAAUACAGUUCAAUACGUAUAUUUUAUUUUUUUCUUUGACUCAUUUCCUUAUUUCUAUUUUUUCAUUAUAAUUUCUUCAUUAUUAUUCAAUUAUAAUUAUAAACACUUCAAAUAGUAAAUUUAGUCUUUUCGCAAUCAGUUUUGCAGACCGCGCCUACAUUCAAAACAAGGGAAAUGGUAUUUCGUACACAAUAAACGUCACAGAAUGUCCGCCAAGUCACGGGAAGCGGAGUAUCCAAUCAGAGACGAGCAGUCGAGUUGGAAUUCUGUGCCAAGUCGAAAGGCUGGAGUGGCACCGAGUGGGCUGAUGUGUGAGAGAGUGUGGCUCGACGUUUGUUAGUGUUACUGUGAACAAAAUUGCUGUGAAUAUUCGCGAAAAUGUUUAGUUGGCUAAGCAAAAACGACAGCAGCAAGUCGCCGGAUGUUUUUGAAAAUGUUGUUGAAGGUCUCAGGAAAAUUUACAAGGCGAAAUUAUUGCCUUUGGAGCAGUCGUAUCUCUUCCACGACUUUCAUUCACCGAUGUUAGAUGAUCCAGAUUUUGAUGCGAAGCCCAUGAUCCUGUUAGUGGGUCAGUAUUCAACUGGCAAAACAACGUUUAUAAGGUACUUACUGGAACAAGAUUUCCCCGGAAUACGUAUCGGUCCUGAGCCUACGACGGAUCGUUUCAUAGCUGUCAUGUACGGCGAAAAAGAAGGUGUUAUUCCAGGAAAUGCAUUAGUGGUGGAUCCUAAGAAGCAAUUUAAACCCCUUACAAAAUUUGGCAAUGCGUUUCUCAAUAGAUUCCAGUGUUCAUUAGUGAAUACACCUGUACUUAAAGGUAUAUCAAUUGUGGACACGCCUGGAAUAUUAUCUGGAGAGAAGCAGCGUGUGGAUAGAGGUUACGAUUUUACUGGUGUUUUGGAGUGGUUUGCUGAACGCGUCGAUAGGAUUAUCCUUCUAUUUGAUGCUCAUAAACUCGAUAUUUCUGAUGAAUUUAGAAGAUCCAUCGAAGCUCUAAGAGGACAUGAUGAUAAAAUUCGUAUUGUCCUUAACAAGGCUGAUAUGGUAGAUCAUCAGCAACUAAUGCGUGUGUAUGGUGCUUUAAUGUGGUCACUUGGCAAAGUGCUUCAAACUCCUGAAGUUGCCCGGGUGUACAUUGGAUCGUUUUGGGACCAGCCUUUAAGAUACGAUGUGAAUAGAAGGUUAUUCGAAGAUGAAGAGCAGGAUCUCUUCCGUGAUUUACAAUCACUUCCUCGAAAUGCAGCAUUACGCAAGUUGAAUGAUUUGAUAAAACGAGCCCGCUUAGCCAAGGUACAUGCAUAUAUAAUCAGUGCUCUUCGAAAGGAUAUGCCAUCUAUGUUUGGAAAAGAAGGGAAAAAGAAAGAUUUAAUUAAAAAUUUGGGACAAAUUUAUGAUCAGUUACAACGAGAACAUCAGAUCUCACCUGGCGAUUUUCCUGAUUUGAAGAAAAUGCAGGAAUGUCUUGUUCACCAUGACUUCAGUAAAUUCAAUCCUCUGAAAUUACGUUUACUGGAAGUUGUGGAUAAGAUGUUGGCUGAGGAUAUUGCAAGGUUGAUGGCCAUGAUUCCUCAUGAAGAAGUUACCACAGUUGUUGAGCCUCAUGUAAAAGGUGGUGCAUUUGAUGGUGUGGAGGACAAAGAAAGCCCAUUUGGUUACAAACGCGGGGAGGGUAUAGAUGCUGGUCAUGGAGAACCAGAUUGGAUUGUGAACAAGGAACGCUACAAAUAUGAUUCAAUUUUUGAAACUUUGGAACCUGUGGAUGGCAAAGUAUCAGGAGCAGCGGCAAAGUCUGAAAUGCUGAAAUCCAAGCUACCAAACUCUGUUCUUGGCAAGAUUUGGAAAUUAUCAGAUAUUGAUAAGGAUGGUUUCCUAGAUUCAGAUGAGUUUGCUUUGGCGAUGCAUUUAAUAGGGGUGAAGUUAGACGGCCAUGACUUGCCUGCUGACUUACCUGACCACCUCAUACCACCAUCUAAAAGAAAAUUCUAAUUAGAUAAUAUGUCAUCAGUAUUUUUUCUUUCAAAAAUAUACUUAUUUUUAUAAUAAGAUCUUCAAAGUUUUCAUCAACUGUGUGUUCUGAGAUAUCAUCUGGCUAAACACUUAGCAAGCAUUACGUAUUGUCAAAUAAGUUGUAGGAAAGCAUAAUGUGGUUAUUUGGCUUGUAAAUGAGGAAUGGAUAUUUUAAUGACCUACAGUGGAAUUGAAUGCUGUAGCUGUUGUUGAGGCAAUUAACUGCUAAUUAAAAGUAUGAAGUUUUUACCAUUUGGUGUCUUAAUUUGACAAUGUGUGUUCUGAAAGAGACUUUCCUAUGGCUUGAAAGGUACAGUUUCUGCAAUAAGUAAUCAGGAAUUUAAUCCAUUUCUUUAUAUAAAAGAGGAGUAUAAUGGAGUGUCAUUCGUUGUGUAGAAGAAGACUGUGCCUCAUACAUUACCAGCCUCACUGUUUGUGAGUAUAAUAUUUCAUGCUGAAAUUGUGAUAUUUAUUGAAGUUACAUGUUUUGGGUACAAGAAACUUACAAAACUAGAACUAGUAGUUUCAUUAGGACAUUUAAAAGCCCAUGUCAAGGUAUUAAGUUUUAGUUCUUGUAGGUAAUCUAUUAGUUCACUUUUUAGAGGUGAUAGAAAGUUACAAUGGCAAAAUAUUAUGAACUGUGUGCAAAUUAUGUUACAACUCCCUUAAUAUACAUUGCUGUUAUUACUUCAAAUAUUUUCUAUACAUACAAAAGGCUGAUUGCUGCUAUUUAUAGGUGAAUGCUUUACAUGUUAUUUCAUAGUAGAUUUGUUCUAUUUUAUUUGAAAACGUGAAUGAGAAUUCUGCUAUUUGUAUCUUUAAAAAUAUUAUUUAUAGAUUUGUAUGGAUCAUUAUGAGAGAAAUGGUUUUAGAAUGAUUGGAACCACAUUCGUAUGCUGCAGUUGCAUAUUGCUUUCAGCGAAUAUAUUUGUAUAUUAUGUAUUUAUGUGCUACACAAUAAAAAAUUGUUCAUUUCUGGAUUGAUGAUGGAGAUUUUUUGUUCACAUUCUGCAUUGAGUACAGAAUAGUAAUAAUAAUUGAUAAGUACCAAUUAUUUUUGCAUAUGCCUGUCUUGUUUGUAUGUGUGUAAAUAUGUAUAAUUGCAUGGGAAUGUUAGUGUAAAUAUUGUGUAGUUGAAUGUUAAUUACAAAACAUCAUGGUAUCCUAAAGAGCAUUUUAUAAUAAUGUGACAACAGGAUCGUUGAUUAUUUUAUGAGAGAGGUUGUUGCAUGGGUCAACUGAUAGCUGAGUGCUUCAUGAAUACCUGAUAUUUAAUUGCAAUUCUUGUGUUAAGACGCACAUUGUUUGCCAUAUAACUGUAUUGUAAUUUCUCAUGAGGUGGUCUUAACCAUGUAGCAUGCAAUUCGUGCAAGUUAUGGUAUGCUUUUGAAGCCUGUGAAUGCAUCAAUGUUAUUGAUGUUCCAAAACAUAAUUUUUGUGUGUUGUAAAAUAUAGAUUGUUCAAUUUCAUUUGUACUAUAUGAUAAUCAUGUCCAUGCUAUUAGGUAGUCUUGCAUUUGACUUAUCAUAUUGGCCUGUAAAAUAUUUGCAGUCAGAAGUGCUAUCUAGCUUCCUGAAAGUAUACAGAUAUCUCUGAAGAAAAUCUUGUAGCAACAUGUUUCACAUGGAAAACUCUGACUCUUCAUGCUUGGCUUUCUUGCUUUUGUCAUUUGCUUGUCACCCUCUCAAACUUUAGAUUUAUAAGUUAAAUACCAUAUAACUUUAUGUUUGUAUCUUUUUCCUCAAGUUAUUGAAUGAAAGGAAGCUAUAAGGCAGUUUUGAUUUGCUCAAAUCUUUGAAACCUAUUUAUGCAUGUUAAAUAUUGAUUAUAUUAUUUAUUGCUGUUAGUAUUUUGAGAUUUUGUUAUUUAUACGUAUUGCAAAUUUGUAAUGAAUGACCUGCUUACGAUCAAUGAGAUUUUUAAGAACAAGUUAUAUGUAAAACAUUAUUUCUAAAUACUUUAUUUCAAUGUGUAAAUAUUUACUGCACAUGUAAACUUCAUUGCACCUGUUUCACCAGUGGGAAGCUCUGGGCUUCUGGCAUAUGGUAACAUGCCAAAGACUUGUUUAAAAAUAUUUCUCAUUAAAUAAAUUUUUAUGUGAAUGCAUUUAUUACUCUGGUCUCCAUUCAACACUAAUGUCAGCUAUUCCAGGGUGGUGGUCUAAUAUAGAUGGUUGGUUAAACAAAAUUCCAUGGUUAAAUAUAUGCAAAAUAUUUGGGUAUUUUAUUUUGCAUUAUUUGCUUAAUGUUUAUAAAGUUAAAGUUCAUGUUAACAGUUAAAAUAUCACAGGACAAGUAGCUUUUUCACCAUAGCGAACAGAUCCAUUGUUAUGAUUAAACAAAGCCUUUGUGGUGCAUGAUUAUGCAAAACCUUUUGGACCUUGUUUCUCUUCAUUAUGACACCUUAGUAUAUGAAAAUGUUCGGGGUACUACCAAAUGUGGUCGGGCUUAUCUUGAGCUGCUAUUUAAGAUGGCAAAUGUUAACAUAAUGUAGACACCAUUAUCUCCCAAGGCCCUGGUCCAAUCUUAUGAGUUCAUGCAUUUUCUGAAAAUGUGAAGUGUUCUUGAGGUACUAAAAGGGG